UUUAGUUUCGGGAUCAUCUCCAUGCACUUCAUCCGCUUUAACCCGCUCCUGUCCUGCGCAACACAGAGCCAACUUCUUCUAUUCGGGGCUGAACUUUUUUUUUUCUCUGGAGAGAAAAGCAAUGCGCUCGAAUCACGGGUGGAUACACAGUCUGUAAAACCUUGGAGUGUAUUAUAAAAUGGUCUAUUAUAUCCCUGUAUAUGUACAGUAAGGGAUGUGUGCGCUUCGCAACGAUGCUGUGAUUCAGCAGUGCCAGACCCUGAGGCUGCUGCUGAGGCUUUUUACAGGAUCAACUGGUUUCUUCAAGUGCUUUCUAGGAUCUUUCUGUUAACUUUGCACCAUGGACUACAGGACUUGUCUGUUUUGUGGCUCAGCUCGUGUCUCGAUGGAAGGACGCAAAGCAACAAACCUCUUUCAAAAGUCCUUUUCAUCAAAUUCUUGAUUUAGAAGAAGUAUUUGCGUAUGUGUGUUUUUAGGCUAAAAUAAACCUGCAUGCCACAUUGUAUACUUCAGGGUAUGCUAAAGUUCUGCAAAGAAAUCAAUAGGCUAACAUUGCACUAAAAAACGACAAGAAUAAGAUAUUUUGUGCUUUUUUCGAGUUGAUCGGAUCCCGUUGGCUCAUAUGGGACUGAGGCACUCAUCACGGUGCCUGCUCCUGCGCAGAAAGAUGGCGGAGGCUGAGAGCUCGGAGCAGAAGCAGCAGCAGCCGAAGCAGCAGAGCACUGGCAAUCCUCCCUCAUCACAGCCUCCCCCUGUGCCUAAGCUCAUGGCCUCAGUUCAUCAUGUCCAUUGUCCCCCUCAUACCCCACAUGUCUCAGCACUGUCCACCUGCCCUGGGCGUGGUAAAAUGGCCAAACUUCUCAAUCCAGAGGAAAUGACCUCACGAGACUACUACUUCGACUCAUAUGCCCACUUUGGCAUUCAUGAGGAGAUGUUAAAGGAUGAGGUGAGAACACUGACCUACAGGAACUCCAUGUACCACAAUAAACACAUUUUUAAGGACAAGAUUGUUCUAGAUGUGGGCAGUGGGACGGGGAUCCUUUCCAUGUUUGCUGCUAAAGCGGGAGCCAAGCACGUCUAUGGGAUUGAAUGCUCAAGUAUAUCAGAGUACUCAGAAAAAAUCAUCAAAUCCAAUCACCUGGACAAUGUCAUUACCAUCUUUAAAGGGAAAGUGGAGGAGACAGAACUGCCUGUGGAUCAGGUGGACAUUAUUGUUUCUGAAUGGAUGGGAUAUUGCCUUUUUUACGAGUCCAUGCUGAAGACUGUCAUUUACGCCAGAGACAAAUGGCUGAAGCCUGGAGGGUUCAUGUUCCCAGAUAGAGCAACACUAUAUGUGGUAGCAAUAGAGGAUAGACAGUACAAAGACUUUAAAAUCCACUGGUGGGAGAACGUUUACGGUUUUGACAUGACCUGCAUUCGCAACGUGGCCAUGAUGGAACCACUGGUGGAUAUCGUGGACCCGAAACAAGUAGUGACCAACUCCUGCCUGAUUAAGGAGGUGGACAUCUACACAGUAAAGUUGGAGGAUCUGACCUUCACCUCAGCCUUUUGCUUGCAGAUCCAGAGAAAUGACUACAUUCACGCUCUUGUCACCUACUUCAACAUCGAGUUCACCAAGUGUCACAAGAAGACUGGCUUCUCCACAGCCCCCGAUGCUCCAAGUACUCACUGGAAGCAGACAGUGUUUUACCUAGAAGAUUACCUGACAGUGCGGAGAGGGGAGGAGAUACUGGGAAGCAUCGCCGUUAAGCCCAAUGAAAAAAAUGAGCGAGACUUGGACUUCACCUUUGAGCUGGAUUUCAAAGGGCAACUUUGUGAUGCAGCUAUUUCUCACGACUACAAGAUGCGCUAGGAUUCCAACAGAGGAAGAUUCUCCCCAACAGCUCGGCCACACAGAGAACGACGCACGAGGCUGCUCCAUGCUCUGACCAAACAGGAGAAACCACCAGCAGAAUGUGAGACCAGCGUGAUUCACGUACAAAGAGCAGAAAUGUCAUCAGUCCUCCAGUUCUGCAAAACUACCCGUCUGUGAGAGAGCAUCACUCUGAAUGUAACUGUCAAUGACCUUGAGAAUGUCUUAGUUGUCAUUAAUUUUCGUAAGAAAGCAUGAAAGCAAGUACAGUGUUGAACAGUAAUGUACAAGGUAAUGUUUAAUACAAGGUAUUCUAAUAGGAGACAGGAAGGAGAGAGAAUCUAAGAACUAUUUAAAUUAUUUUAUCUACUCCUCAUUAUUACUAAACAUAU
Messenger RNA from Clarias gariepinus (North African catfish), 2244 nucleotides. RefSeq names its product protein arginine methyltransferase 8b (gene prmt8b). Lineage: Eukaryota; Metazoa; Chordata; Actinopteri; Siluriformes; Clariidae. Bases 623 to 1852 code for a protein of 409 amino acids. The record is from RefSeq and is a predicted model, not a curated record. The transcript is spliced from 10 exons. Gene Ontology annotation, biological process: peptidyl-arginine methylation. Gene Ontology annotation, cellular component: plasma membrane. Gene Ontology annotation, molecular function: protein-arginine N-methyltransferase activity.